This is a messenger RNA of Knipowitschia caucasica, 1680 nucleotides long. Lineage: Eukaryota; Metazoa; Chordata; Actinopteri; Gobiiformes; Gobiidae. The record is from the annotation of a GenBank genome assembly.
AUGGCCUGCUCUGACUCGUGUAAAACUCUCGAAGAGGACAAUUAUGAGGGCGCGGUGGGUGGGGAGCUGUCCGACUGCGCUAUGGCCAUGCUUGAAAAGGAGCGCGAGUCCGUCCUGAGCCCAGGGGAGGGGCCCACGACCUUCCUCAGCAACGGCAGUAGCCCCCCACCUCCGGCCCCCCAGCAGGGCUACGACGUGGAGUUCGACCCCCCUUUGGAGAGCAAGUACGAGUGCCCUAUCUGCCUCAUGGCACUCCGCAACGCCGUCCAGACGCCCUGCGGACAUCGCUUCUGCAAGAACUGCAUUGAGAAAUCCAUACGGGACACGGGACAGAGAUGCCCAGUGGACAACGAGAUGCUCUCUGAGGACCAGCUGUUUCCUGAUAACUUUGCCAAAAGAGAGAUUCUGUCUCUCACCGUUCGCUGCCCCAACACCGGCUGCACCGACAAGAUGGAGCUCCGGCAGCUAGAGAGCCACGUGUCCCAGUGUGAGUUCUCCACCGUUCCCUGCCCUCACUGUCAGAGCGCCCUGAGGAAAAGUCUGGUGGAGCAGCACGCCGCCGAGGAGUGUCCACGCCGACCCGUGUCCUGUCCCGAGUGCGUGGCCUACUACACCUACGAGGAGCGAGAGGUCCACAUGCAGCUGUGCCCCUUUGCGAGUGUGACGUGUCAGUACUGCGACAUGGACCUCCUUCGGGACCAGAUGGAAUCCCACUGUGACACAGACUGUCCCAAGGCCCCCAUAGCGUGCAAUUUUAGUAUAUUUGGCUGUAAAGAAAGGAUGCUCCGUCAUGACCUGGCUCAGCACAUGCAGGACUUCACCCAGAUGCACAUGAGGUACAUGGCUGACUUCCUCCGUGGCCUCAACGUGAACGGCACCAAGCCUCGAGCUCCCAGAAUGCCCUGCUCCUCCGCCUCCCUGGACGAGCCGGGGCUCUCCUCCCCUUGUGCGCAGAGGGCCCCCGCCUGCAAUAGCGCCCCCUGUCAACUCAGUGAGGAGAUGCAGCGUGUGCGGGAGAUGGACGCACGUCUGGUCAAGCAGGACCACCAGCUCCGAGAACUCAUCAUCCUCAAAGAGACUCAGAGCGGUCAGUUGGCAGAGAUGCGGCGCCGGGUGUCGCUGCUGGAGGAGACGGUGAAGGAGCUGGAGGCUCAGCAGUGCCAUGGUGUGUUCAUCUGGAGGCUGCGUACCUUUUCAGCGCUUCUGAAGAAUCAGGAAGCAGGACAGCCGGUGGUGGAGCACAGCCCCGGCUUCUACACGGGACGUCCCGGAUACAAGCUGUGUCUGAGGCUGCACCUGCAGACGCCCAACGCCCCGCGCUGCUCCAGCUACAUCUCCCUCUUUGUCCACACCAUGCAGGGCUGCUACGACAGCCAGCUGUCAUGGCCCUUCCAGGGCAUCAUCCGCCUAGCCAUCCUGGACCAGGGGCCCGAGGGCAAGCACCAGAUGGAGAUGAUGGAGACCAAACCAGACCUUCAGGCCUUCCAGAAGCCCACCAUCCAACGCAACCCCAAAGGCUUUGGUUACGUCACCUUCAUGCACCUGAACCAGCUGCAGCAGAGAGCCUUCAUCAAAGACGACACGCUGCUCAUCCGCUGUGAGAUCAGCCCUCGCUUUGACACAGGGCCAAAGGAGGGGCCCGCUGUGCAGGCGCGGGGCAGUGCAGGCCCAGGCCCCUGA